Ostrea edulis (European flat oyster) is the source of this 2261-nucleotide messenger RNA. RefSeq names its product serum paraoxonase/arylesterase 1-like. The record is from RefSeq and is a predicted model, not a curated record. The transcript has 9 exons. Gene Ontology annotation, molecular function: arylesterase activity. Bases 88 to 1194 code for a protein of 368 amino acids. Lineage: Eukaryota; Metazoa; Mollusca; Bivalvia; Ostreida; Ostreidae.
AAACAGCCUUGGGUUCAAACAUUCAGGAGCUCGAUACUUUCAUUCCAAGUAAGAACUUCUCUCAGCUCCUGAUCAUAAGAAGAAAUCAUGAUUCGGAGAGCUUUCUUUGGGCUUAUGAUGGCUUUGAUCGUCAUGUACAUUUCCAAAAUAGUAAUGUUCCUGGACUACCAUAAAACACUGUGGAAUCACAGACCAGGGAAAUGUCACAUCGUGGAUGGAAUAGAGCAUGGAUCUGAGGACAUGCAGACCACCCAGUCUGGUUUAACUUUCAUCACUUCUAUUUUACCAAUAAUGGGAGGCAAUGCCGCCGUCAUGGGAUCAGAAUAUCACGAGUAUUACACGAAAAACCAUGUCGGAGGGCGGAUCAUGCUGUUUAACAUGGUGAAACCAGAAGAUGGGGUGAAAGAACUGAGGAUUAUUGGAAACAAUUUUAAUUACAAAGAUUUCGUUCCGCAUGGUAUCAGUGUUCUAGAGGACAAAGGUACGGUGCUUCUUUUCGUUGUGGUACAUCGAGCAGAGGAAGACACUGUGGAAAAGUUUGAGUUUCUGGAGAAGACCUUAGAAUUAAAACAUCUCGCGGCUUAUACAGGAAAUCUAAUCCACGUACUCAAUGACGUAGCUGCCACAGGAGCAGAUACGUUUUACACAACAGAUUACACGUACUAUCGCAAUCAUGUAGGAAUUGUUUUCGAAGCCAUGUUGGGACUUCACUUUGGGCAUAUUUUAUACUUCGAUGGUCAAGAAUUUAUCAUAGUGUCAGAGCCAACAUGCUUUGCUAAUGGGAUUGCUCUUUCAAGAAACGGAAAACUUGUGUAUACCGCAUCCAAUAUCGGAAAAAAGCUGAUGGUGCAUAAGAGAGAAGACAACAAUCGACUCACCAAAGUAAAUGACAUUGAGCUUGAUACCUUCCCAGACAAUCCGAUAGUUGAUCCUACCACAGGAGAUGUGCUCAUUGGGUGUCAGCCCAUAGGACAUAAAUUUUUACAGCAUCUCUCUAAUCCAGUUAAUCCAUGUGCAUCGCAGGUACUGAUGUUGCACAUGGACAAGAGUGGUACUAAUAUGACGAGGGUCACGGAGCUGUUUUCAGAUGACCUUGAACUUUAUUGUUCCAGCUCUACAACAUUAUACAAAAAUCGAAUGUUGAUUGGUACAGUGUGUCACAAAAUGAUGUACUGUGAAGUCAACACAUUGUGAGAACUAUGUAUAACAUUUAGAAUUAUCAUCAUAUUGAUUUUGUACUCUUUACAAGUUUUCUAUUAAUAGAUGUGCGGAAAUUGUUCAAACACCGUGCAAUUGUACGACAGUCCUCGAGUGACUUCCGCAAGUUUCUCUUGGAGAUCGCAUGAAGCCCUCGUGACUCAAGUUGAAUGUCCCCCGAGACUACAAUCUCCGUUCUAUUAAUGUUUUGUCCAAUUGUCUUAAAAUAUCGUGCGUUUGCUGUCCGAUCAGCGCAUAUCUUCCGCGAAAUGACCGUGCGGAGAUCGUUCAAUACAUUGUAUGACAUGUUGCGUUGUUUUACUCCGGUUGAAAAAUUUUCGCUCAUAUUGAGACGUCACCAGCUGUAGGUGAACUACUGCAAAUUUAGACAAAUCCUCAGUGUUCAGGGUGGUAGCAGUGAGGAUCCCUACCUUUAUGUACGUCUUAUGUUGGACGCGGUGCUCGAGAACACACGACCUUCCUAACACUAAGCAAACGCUCUACCACUGAGCUACUGAUGGGUUAUAAUUGAAAUAAGUGUAUCGAUAACAUAUUUUCAAUUUCGAUUUUAUUUUUAUGUCAGUUUUAUUCAUACAGAAAAUAAUCCAUGCAGCUACUAAGAUUGAAAGAAUUACGAAAUGUUAUACUGCUGUCGUGUAAUUUGUGUCUGAUCAAUAUGAAAAUAAUUAGAUUUGUCAAUGUGUUUUCUGAUAUGACAAUACUAGCGAAAUCGACAUUCAAUUUUUGAGGGCAUGAAGUCGAUUACUGCUUCAAAAUUAUUUGGGUAAAUUGUACUACGCUAACCUGGUUUAUUGUAAAACUUAUACGGUACCAAUUUUGAUGCACCAGAUGCGCAUUUCCACAAAUAAUGUCUCUUCAGUGAUGCUCAACCGAAAUGUUUGAAAUCCGAAAUAUCUAUGAAGUUUUAGAGCUAAAUAUAGUCAAACAUAGCUGUUAAGCAAUGACCUGUCAUUAUAAUAGAUACAAAAUAAAAAUGUUUAUAUAGAGUUUAUCUGUAAACAGACAAGAAUAUCAUCAAGGAAUAAAAUUUCAGAAACAUUAAA